Messenger RNA from Eremomyces bilateralis CBS 781.70, 1437 nucleotides. RefSeq names its product putative actin-bundling protein Sac6. The record is from RefSeq and is a predicted model, not a curated record. The coding region runs from base 1 to 1437 and encodes 478 amino acids. Gene Ontology annotation, molecular function: actin filament binding. Lineage: Eukaryota; Fungi; Ascomycota; Dothideomycetes; Eremomycetales; Eremomycetaceae. Gene Ontology annotation, cellular component: actin filament bundle; cytoplasm; actin filament. The transcript has 2 exons. Gene Ontology annotation, biological process: actin filament bundle assembly; actin filament network formation.
AUGUUCGACGAUUGCAAGGAUGGGUUGGUGCUUGCUAAGUUGAUCAACGAUAGCGUUCCGGACACGAUCGACGAGCGCGUGCUGAACCGACCGGGGGUGAAGAUCAAGACGUUGAAUGCGUUCCAUAUGACUGAAAACAACAAUAUCGUCAUCAACUCGGCGAAGGGUAUUGGCUGCUCGGUGGUCAACAUUGGUAGCGGCGAUAUCAUCGAGGUUCGGGAGCAUUUGAUUCUUGGAUUGAUUUGGCAGAUCAUCCGGAGAGGUUUGCUUGGAAAAAUCGAUAUCAAACUGCAUCCGGAGCUGUACCGAUUGCUGGACGAGGAUGAGACUCUGGAACAGUUCCUACGACUUCCACCGGAGCAGAUCUUAUUGCGUUGGUUCAACUACCACCUUAAGAACGCCAAAUGGAAUAGGACCGUCUCCAACUUCUCCACCGACGUCAAAGAUGGCGAGAACUACACCGUCCUCCUCAACCAACUCGCCCCCGAUGUAUGCUCCCGCGGCCCCCUCCAGACUCGCGAUCUCCUCCAACGCGCCGAGCAAGUCCUCGACAACGCCGACAAGCUGGAAUGCCGCAAAUUCCUGACCCCCACCUCCCUUGUCGCCGGCAACCCGAAGCUCAACCUCGCGUUCGUCGCGAACCUCUUCAACACGCACCCCGGCCUCGACCCGAUCACCGAGGAAGAAAAAGCCGACAUCGACGACUUCGACGCCGAGGGCGAGCGCGAAGCCCGCGUCUUCACCCUGUGGCUCAACUCCCUCGACGUGCAACCGACAGUGGUCUCCUUCUUCGACGACCUGCGUGACGGCGUCGUGCUACUGCAGGCGUUCGACAAGGUGAUCCCGGGCACGGUCAACUGGCGGCACGUGAACAAGGCACCGGUGAGCGGCGGCGAGCUGAUGCGGUUCAAGGCGCUGGAGAACACUAACUACGCGCUCGAGCUGGGCAAGCAGAACCAGUUCAGCCUCGUGGGCGUGCAGGGGGCGGACAUCACGGACGGGCAGCGUACGCUGACGCUCGGGUUGGUGUGGCAGCUCAUGCGGAAGGACAUCGUGUCGACACUAUCGUCGCUAGCGCAGCAGAUGGGAAAGCGAGAGAUUACGGAUACGGAUAUGGUACGGUGGGCAAACGACAUGGCUAAGAAGGGAGGAAGGAGCUCAACGAUUCGGUCGUUUAAGGAUCAGUCGCUGGGGAAUGGCAUCUUCCUCCUGGAUGUGCUCAAUGGGAUGAAGAGCAGUUACGUCGACUAUGACCUCGUGGCGCCGGGCCGAACGGAUGAGGAGGCGUAUGCGAAUGCGAAGUUGGCCAUUAGCAUUGCGAGAAAGAUGGGCGCGACGAUUUGGUUGGUGCCGGAGGAUAUUUGCCAAGUGCGGAGCCGGCUGGUCUUGUCGUUCAUCGGCAGCUUGAUGAAUACUUAUGAGAGAGGCAUGCACUAG